Messenger RNA from Colossoma macropomum (tambaqui), 1701 nucleotides. RefSeq names its product carbonyl reductase 4 (gene cbr4). NCBI's taxonomy places the organism in Eukaryota, Metazoa, Chordata, Actinopteri, Characiformes, Serrasalmidae. Gene Ontology annotation, molecular function: quinone binding; oxidoreductase activity, acting on the CH-OH group of donors, NAD or NADP as acceptor. Bases 282 to 995 code for a protein of 237 amino acids. The record is from RefSeq and is a predicted model, not a curated record. Gene Ontology annotation, biological process: fatty acid biosynthetic process. The transcript has 6 exons.
UAGGAUACAGCUGGUCCAGUAUGGCGGCGCCCAGGCGUGUUUAAGGCGAGGAUGGUUCUCCGUGGAUGACUGAAGCUGCUGUUAAGCGAACAGUGGUGAAUAGUAGAAAUAUAAGAUAACAAAGUGAGUCCGACAGCGCAGCCUAGCAGAGCUCAGGUGUAACUGGAGAAAUGUCGCGGUCCUCCUCACUGUCACUGCCGUCACUGCCAGCGACCGUGUCAACUCACUUUCUCUGCACUGGCAGCAUGACGGUGAACUGGCACUGAGAGCUGGCGGGGGCGAUGUCCAGAGUGGGUGUGGUGUUUGGGGGCUCCCGUGGCAUCGGCCGUGCAGUUUCCUGGCUGUUGGCAGAAAGGGGACACAGGGUGGUGGUGGUGUCCAGAAACCUGGAAGCAGCACAGGCCACGGCAGACUCUCUUCCUGGAGGGGAGCAUUUAGGCCUCAGCUGUGAUGUUUCUAGAGAACAAGAGGUCCAGAGAGCGUUUGAGACCCUCACUAAGACCUGUGGUCCUGUGGGAUAUCUGGUGAACGCAGCAGGCAUCAACAGAGAUGCGUUAUUAUUAAGGAGUAAAUCUGAGGACAUGGUGUCUGUUCUUCACACCAACCUGCUUGGCUCCAUGCUUACCUGCAGGGCGGCGCUACGGAGCAUGCUGAGCAAAGGGGGUGCUAUUGUCAACAUAGGCUCGGUGGUGGGUGUGAAGGGAAAUGCUGGUCAGUGUGUGUACAGCGCCAGCAAAGCUGGCCUGGAGGGCCUCACACGCUCCCUGGCCAAAGAGGUCGCCUCUCGAAGUGUUCGAGUCAACUUGGUGGCUCCAGGGCUCAUCCGGACAGACAUGACAGCGGGUCUUAAGGAGGAGGACGCCGGGAGGAGAAUUCCACUGGGCCGUUUUGGUGAGCCAGAGGAAGUAGCACAGGCUGUUCUGUUCCUCCUGGAGUCACCUUAUAUUACAGGGCAGGUUCUGCUUGUGGAUGGAGGACUACGGCUGGUCAUGUGAUGCCUGAUUACUGCCUGUACACCACUACUGAUGGGACUAGUGGCACAGCUCGUUCCUUUGAGGGCAGAGCGAAGUGGAUUUUUGGAAUGCUGUUGAUGGAAGGGGAGGACAUUACGCUUCACUUUAGGGCCUACUCCAUCUCGGCUAUGGGGCAGUUAUGGACAUGAUAUAGGUUGAAAGUUUGUCUGAACAGUUAAGAUUCAUAUGGAUUUUGAUCAUUUUUAUCACAGGCUAACUUUUUGCCUUUGGAAAGAUGAUAAAGAACAGGCUGUUCCUUUUUAGUGCCCGUCACUGGCUCAGUUUGUAGCCAUUGAUGUGAAAUUAUGUCCUUAUGAGUUUAUGAUCAUGCUCAACAGAAGACAACAGGUAAAUGUCAUAUGUUCAGUGUGUUACAUUACCCUGCAUGAAUUCAGGGCUGCUGCUAAUGACUAUUUAGUAACUGAUUAAUCUAUAGGAUGUUUUAUUGAUGUAUAGAUUAUUUUAAUCAACAGUGAAUAUGCAUAUCGAGAGCUACAGUGAUAUAUCUACAGUGUUAUGUAGUCGAUAAAGUCAGCGUCAGUCUGUUGUGCUACCAGUGCAUUCAGUAUUCAUGCGGUGUUCUCUGUCUUGGCAUCAGCAUCAUGACAUUUCAGCAGAAAUCUAGGACUGGAUUUGGCAAAAUUACAUGUUGACUGGAGGUUCUUUUGAUAAAGCGUCCAAAUGUUAA